AUGAAUGAGUUAAACCAAAUGAUUGCAGAAUAUGAAAACUUUUUUAAAGAAAUAAAAUUAAGAAAAAAUCGAAAAGAAAUCCCAAUGAUUGAAUCCAAUAUUGUCUUUAUUGAUUCGGUUAAUUCAAAUACAAAAAACAACUUUAAAAACAAUACCGAAAACAAAAAAAAUGACGCCGUUGAAUAUCUCAAUAUAAAAACGUUUGAAAAUAAUGAAUAUAAUGUGUUUUUUAAUAGUAGUGGAUGGUAUGCCAAACAAGUGUCGCCCAUUACAAUGUAUCUUGACAGAAAAUACGAAACAUUUGAAGCGUUGUUUAUGAAUUUGUCAAAAAAAUUCGCAGAAACAUGGCAUAAAGAAUUGAGUAAAAAGUUAUUGGCUUUACCGAAUUUUUGAAAAGCUGGAUGACGAUAAAA
Messenger RNA from Ascoidea rubescens DSM 1968, 413 nucleotides. RefSeq lists its product as uncharacterized. The record is from RefSeq and is a predicted model, not a curated record. Bases 1 to 393 code for a protein of 130 amino acids. The transcript has a single exon. NCBI's taxonomy places the organism in Eukaryota, Fungi, Ascomycota, Saccharomycetes, Ascoideales, Ascoideaceae.